UCUCAUUUUUGUUUAUAUCGUAGUCGGGUCAUCUAUAUCUACUUAGAUACUAAAUUAUCUUAUAAUGUAACUAUAGCCAGCAAUUCUAUACUUCGAUUUCGUUGACGGCAAUGAGCAUGGCGAUGUUAGAUCAAGCAAUAAUAGCUGCUCUACCUACAAAAUGUGAAGUGAUAUCAGUAACCAAGUACUUGAAAACCAAUUGGUCGACAGGUCUCCGAGUUGUCAUCAACGCAGAUGAUAAGCAGCAGGAGUUCUUCGUUAAGGUUGUUGAGCGGCCUGGGUUAGUUGGUAUGUCCGAGGCAGAAUAUGAAGGACAAAGGGCUCUUGCAACUUAUAUUCCAGAAAACGUCGUGAUCCCUAUAGCUUGGGGAUUUCUAGAAAAUGAUACCUCGAAAUCUUUCUUCCUCACUCGUUUCCGUCAUCUGCGUGUUUGCCCUCCUCCAACCUUGAAGCUCUUAGCGAUCGUAAAAAAGCUACAUCUAUCAUCUGUAUCGCCGACGGGGAAGUUUGGCUUUCAUGUCACAACGUUUUAUGGCCCCCCUCCGAUGAUCAACGACUGGACAGACAAUUGGGAGGAGUAUUUCACACGGCAAUUUCGGGCGAACCUAGCAUAUGCGCAACAAGAACGUGGCGAAGACCCCGAAUUGCAGGCUCUUGCUGAGGAUUUCAUCGAGAAGGUAAUCCCUAGGCUCUUAAGGCCUCUGCAAACGGCGGGUAGGAGCAUCAAGCCUACACUAUGCCACGGUGAUCUCUGGGAUGGUAACAUCCAAGUCGACGUCGAGACCAAGCAACCGAUCAUGUUCGACCCAUGCUGUUUUUAUGGGCACAAUGAAAUGGAUCUUCAGUGUAUGGGAGAUCCCCGUUACGCGCUCGGAAUGGAGUUCAUAGAUCUAUAUAAAAACGAAGUAGGGGCAUCGGAGCCAAGACAAGAUUUCUAUGAUCGGCAUGCCCUAUACGCGGUUCGCAACAAUAUAUGCACAGCAGGAAUGUGGCCACAGUGGGCACCAUUGUUGACAACUGCAAAAGAGGAGAUGCGUCGACUCCUAUCCAAACAUCCCGACGGCCUCAACGGUUUCCAGAUGGGUCAGAAUAGUGAAUCGGCAGAUGGAAUCUGUCAAUCUGUAUCGUGUGUUGGAAAUACUGCCGAGUCCAUAGAGGGCUAACGUAUGGAUAUGUUCACUUCCAUUCUUUGAGUCGAAGCUUGAACCCUAGUAUGUAGAAGGCAAUUCGAGGCAUGACCAGAAUCCAGGGGUAUUGUUUCGUGAAGAAACAUUUUAAUUCCAAUUUUCUGUAGAGGCGGAUUUUAGCGUAUUAGCUGGCUGUGGCUGUGCAUAAUAACUCCCCAGCAACUGCCCAUAUGCGCUGUAGCGCGUACCCUGUAAAACUGGGGCGGUC
Messenger RNA from Annulohypoxylon maeteangense, 1395 nucleotides. Its product is annotated as Fructosamine kinase-domain-containing protein. The record is from RefSeq and is a predicted model, not a curated record. The transcript has 7 exons. Bases 111 to 1163 code for a protein of 350 amino acids. NCBI's taxonomy places the organism in Eukaryota, Fungi, Ascomycota, Sordariomycetes, Xylariales, Hypoxylaceae.